Messenger RNA from Entamoeba invadens IP1, 3831 nucleotides. RefSeq names its product 170 kDa surface lectin precursor, putative. The record is from RefSeq and is a predicted model, not a curated record. Lineage: Eukaryota; Evosea; Mastigamoebida; Endamoebidae. The transcript has a single exon. Bases 1 to 3831 code for a protein of 1276 amino acids.
AUGUUCAUUAUUAUUUUCUUAACAACAUUAUUGUGCUUCACAAGUGCUGACCUGCUCAAUGAGUUCAGUGGUGAUGUCGAUAUCUACGACAAUGGCCGUAUGGGUCGUGGAAAGAACGCCGGUAUGUGGCAACACUCUUACGACAACGGCGUUGACAUUUUCUAUUACCUUGCCAUGCAACCAUGGAGACACUUUGUAUGGACCCAAAAAGAAGGCAAUGAUUGGGUGACCAAAACUAUGAACGAAGAUAACAAUGUCGAUUUGUCUAAGAAUCCAAAUCUUGAUACCAUUUCAACUCAAGAUUUCUGUCAGAAGGACUACGGCUAUCCAAUUCGUAAGUUCGAAAUUGAUUGGGACAGAGUACCCACUUCUGAAGACGCUUUGGUCCCAGUCAACGUCAAUGGACAAAACUGUUAUCAAUACCCAGCUAAGAGCCCACUUGUUAGCAUUAUUCUGAGCAAGAAGAGAACUUCCGUCUUGAACAACGACUUCACUAUUUGCAGAUUCGACUUCAUUGGGGGAAAGUCAAUCACUUUCAGAAGUUUCAACGGCUACGAUGAUAACUUCAUGCAAGACUAUCAGACUAACACCACCUCAAAGUGCAAGAAGUCUUUCACUGCUAACAACGUCAAGUCCGACAUGGUUAUCGUCUGGGGUAUCUCAGACAAGGCCGUCUUGAAAUCAGCCCAAGACGCUUUCACUGGCCACAUUGACCUCCCAACCAUCACUAAUGAUGUUACCAUUUACUACUUGAAGGGUGAAGCUUAUUCGACUGUCAAAAAGCCACUUUCACAAAUCAAUGGAAAUUUCUUGUCUUCAUUUGAACCAGCUAAAGGAAAGGUCGAUGCUUUGAUCACUGCAGCUAAGAGAGAAUUGGCUCCAAAAGUUGCUUCCGGUGCCACUCAAAGAGGAACUAUUCUUGUUUUGACUGAUGAAGGAACUGGAAAGAGUUUCAAUGCUAACACCGACUUCGAUGUCAACAAUAUUACCGUCCACGUCGUCUCUUUGAACAGAAAGGGAGUUGCUAUGACUGCUGAGUUGACCACUUUGUUGUCUCUUGGUGACCACUUCCAUGAGACCACUGACCCCGCUCAAGUCCCACAAAUGAUCAAAGACGCCUUUGUUGGUAUUAGAGUCAACUUGACUCAAAGAUGUGACAGAAAGACUUGCAAUGGGUUCUGUGAUGCCAAGAACAGAUGCACUUGCCCAAUGUGCUGUGAGAACACUUGCUACUACACUUACUGUGAUACUAAGACUGCUUCAUGCACCCCAUGGCCACCAGCGAAACCAAAGGAAAAGGUCUCUUGCCCAGCUGAUUGUGUCGGUGAUCGUGUCUGCAAGGAUUUGGAAGGUUGUGUGUACUCAAGAUAUAACUCUUCUUGCGAACCACCAGUAGCCUGCAUGGUAGCUACCUGCCCCAAUGGAGGUGUUAACACUAAAUGUGCUUUGGUCGACAACUGCAAGACUGAUGAUCAACCCGCCCCUGAUGGAUACUGCUACACUUAUAAGUGUGAUGCCAAGUCUGGUUAUUGCAUUAAGGACAAGAAGGGUUCUGCAAAAUGCCCAAGCAAGACCUCAAAGUGCCAACAAUACAAAUGCAGUGCCGAUUUGACUUGUAAGGUCGAAGACAAGGUCUGUGUCAAGACUAUUCCUUAUGUAGAAAUGGACUGCUACGUUGCCAGAUGCAAUGAGAAGACUGGGCAAUGCGAGAACAGAUUGAAAUGUGAUACUUACUCUCAAUGCGGUGGAACUGUCACUGAAUCAAAGUGCAGAUGCAAUGCUGAGACUAAUAACGUAUGCAAGUGCGAUCAGAACCCGGGAGGAAACUACUGUGAUGAUAAGACUCAAAUCUGUGAUUACACUGGAGAAACCCCAGUCUGCAAGAACUCAAAUUGCAAGGAGGAUUUGAUCAAUAAAGAUUGUAUGAAGGCCGUCUGUAAUGAAGCUACUGGUGUCGUUGAAUAUCAGUCUAUGGUUUGUAACCAAACUGUUAAAAUUGCUACCGGUUCAGAUGUCUGUAAAGGUAUGUGGGGUUACACUUGUAAAGACAACGCUUGUGUCUUGACUCAAAUCAAGGCCGACAGUGAACUCUUUGUUGAUUGUGGUUAUUGUAAACUUGUCGGUGAUACUGCUACGUAUGUUGAAUCAUGCAGCAGUUCAACAAGCUCAUGCGGUGGUUUCAAGGGUACAUGUAAAAACAGCAAAUGUGUCUACACAUCGACUGGUAAUGCCCAAGAGUUCUGUCAGAAAUGUAUUCCAUUGUCUUGUGGAGCUGAUUCAACCGUCUACUCUUACACUUACAACGAAGAGACUGGUAAGUGCUCAUACACUGUUAAUGCUAUUCCACAGUGCUCUGCUUGUGAUAACACUACUAACAAAUACACACCAAAUUGUGUCAACAAGCAACUUGAUAAGACAUGGACAUCUGGCAAUGGAGUUACAAUUGAUUACAAGAUUCCAAAGGAUUGUAAGAACAAUCAGUGCAUUCCAAGAUACCCACUUUCAUGCACUGAAGAAGAUCUCUUUGGUGAUGUUUUCAAGAAGUUUGGUGUUUGUAUGGAUCAAUUAGUGGUCUCCUAUCACUACUCGAGCAAGAUUGAUAACUACAACUUUGCCUUUGGAUACCCACAGUCCGACGAAUUUAUGGCUGAAGCUGACGCUGAGGCUUAUUGUGAGUGGUCUUUCGUUGAGAGCAAUUGCCAGAAAUGUGUUAUUACACCUGCUGGAGGAGAAGUUGUUAAUGAAUUUACUGUAGUUGAUCAAUGUCCAAAGGAUCAGAAUGGCGUCCAAUUCAUUUGUUUGAACAACGAGUGUUUAGUCGACCCCGACUUCAAGUGUCAGCCAAAGGACUGUAAAGUGAGUGCUCUUGUUGGAGAGCAGUGCACUGAGAUGUAUAACUUGUGUGAUAAUACUACAAAGACUCUUGAAGAGAAUAGAAAGAAGAUCUAUGACAAGACUGACAAAGUCUCACGAUCAAUGAGAUGUGAUUCUGUUGGAUGUGUCAAUGGCAAUAAGUGCCCAGUGUUCACCGAUGAUGUCCAGUGUUCACAAAAAGCAGAAAAUGAAGACUUUGGUUGCAGACGUCCAACAUACAUGUGUGACGGAGACAAUGGAUAUUACUGCAAGUUUGUCGAAUUCGACAUUAAUGAUCCACAUGAAGACACUGCCUACUUCUUGGAGAAGUCCAAGGUCAAAUUAGACAACAAGUGCUUCAGAUACCAAUGCGUUGAGACUUGCACUGGUGGCUCUGAUACUUACGAAGGAAGUGCUGAAGCUGGUGCUGUGAAAUGCACUCACUAUUGGAACAAGACUUAUGAUAACUCCGAGCCAAGUGCCAGAAAUCUCUGUGAAGAUGCUUCAUGUGAUCCAGAGACUGGAGAUGUCGUCUACAAGGAUAAGCAAUGUGUCGUCUCAGAAGAGUUCCCAACUUUGACUUCUAACCAAGCCAGAUGCUUCUACUGCCAAUGCUCUUAUAUCGACGGAAGUGCUUCACUCGUCAUGUUUGCUGAUACUGAAAAGGAACAUUACCAACUUGACGCCUGUGGUAACUGUAUGGUUAUGAAUCAGUCCGAUUUGUCUCAGCAAUUGAACGAUAAGGUCGAGUGCAUUCUUGCCGGUGAAAUCAAUAACUCUGGUGCUAUUGCCGCUGCUACUACGGUUGCUGCUGUCGUUGUCGCUCUUGUCGUGGCUCUAAUCGCAGUCUCUAUCGGUCUUUUCAAGACUUACCAAUUGGUCAGCUCCGCUAUGAAGAACGUUGUCAAUGUCGCAAAUGAAAACGCUCAGUUCAAGGCCGCUGAUAACGAAGCUGCUAACACCAACUUCAAUGAGUAA